Molecule: messenger RNA, 1401 nt
Organism: Merops nubicus (carmine bee-eater)
Lineage: Eukaryota; Metazoa; Chordata; Aves; Coraciiformes; Meropidae
Gene: TNFRSF8
Product: tumor necrosis factor receptor superfamily, member 8
Exons: 10
Coding region: 1-1401 (466 amino acids)
Molecular function (GO): protein binding
Source: RefSeq, a predicted model, not a curated record
AUGGCUGCCUGCAGCCUGCCAUUGGGAAUGUGGCUCCUGCUCCUUCUCCAGGAUGUCCAGACAGCCCCGCAGACAUCAUUAACCCCGUCUCGUUCCUGUGAUACCCUUGAGAACUGGUUCUAUGAUGAGACUUCAGGAAGCUGCUGUUACCAGUGCCCCUCAGGCUAUGUUAAAAAGAAAGCAUGUCCUAGGGACCCAGGUGAAGAUUGUCUGAGGUGUGGUCCUGAGCAGUAUGUGAAUGAAGAAAACCAAAGGCCGCAAUGUGACGCUUGUGUGUCGUGUGCAGACCCCGACCUGGUGGAGAAGGAGCCCUGCGCCUCCCGCUCCGGCCGCGUCUGCGAGUGCCGCCCGGGCCUCUUCUGCCAGGACAGCCUCGUGAACACCUGCACCCGCUGCCAGCAGCACACCCUGUGCGAGCCUGGUUUCGGAGUCAAAGUCAGAGGCACCUCAACAAAUGAUGUGACUUGUGAAAAAUGUCCUCCUGGGACCUUCUCUGAGCUCAGCUCCAGCACUGACAUCUGCAAGCCCCACACAAACUGUGCCAGCUUAAACAAGGUGGUGCUGAGCGAAGGAAAUGCCACACACGAUCAGGUCUGCCUGGACCAACUGCCCACCCACCUGACCCCAAGCACUUUGUCCAUGAGAUCCAGCAAUGAAACAAGUAACUCUGACCUCAGGAGUUUUGAGGAGAACCUGGUGACUGUUGCCAGUAUUUUAAGUGCCACAACUGAAAACCCCAGUUCAACUCCUGAGAAGAAAGUUCUGGCUGGCACUUUCCCCACCUCAGCCAAGGGGGAGGCAACAACUGGAGGUCUGGUUCUCUGGGGAGUGGUUGUCUCUGUAAUAGUGCUACUUGUGGGCAUGAUGUUGUUUUGGAAGUGGAAGGUUUGCCAGAAGCGGAUCCUCAUCCUCAAAGCAAAGCGUUCUGACCUGGUGAACAAACGUCCAGUAAGUAUCAUGCUGACUAACAGGGAGCCAGAAGAGGAGGAGUUAAUUGGCAAAACCCUCCCUUUGGAAGCCAACAAUAACUUGGUCUCCAGCACAGAAAAAGCUCAUGGCCCUGAGGUGGGCGUGACGGACGUGACGCAGGGCAGUGGAGCUGCUCCAGAUUGCCCGGUGGACUCUCAAGUGAGAGACCACACAAAUAAUCGCAUUGAGAACUUAUACAUCCUGAAGGCCGACACUGUUAUUGUGGGGUCCAUUUCAGAAGUGCCUAGUGGCAAGAACUGUGCUGCUAGAGGGUGUGAAAGUAAUGUUGAUGCCCAAGAAAACACAGAAGAGGAACUGGAAAUGCACUAUCCAGAGCAGGAAACAGAGUCUUUUCCAGAGAAUGAUGUAACAGUUCCUGUGGAAGAGGAGGGAAAGGAAUUUCAUCACCCUACCACUGCCACUGAGAAAUGA